Rana temporaria (common frog) is the source of this 1296-nucleotide messenger RNA. RefSeq names its product protein BTG3-like. The record is from RefSeq and is a predicted model, not a curated record. Gene Ontology annotation, cellular component: cytoplasm; nucleus. The coding region runs from base 104 to 829 and encodes 241 amino acids. NCBI's taxonomy places the organism in Eukaryota, Metazoa, Chordata, Amphibia, Anura, Ranidae. Gene Ontology annotation, biological process: negative regulation of mitotic cell cycle; negative regulation of cell population proliferation. The transcript has 5 exons.
UGCUGGGAAGUCCGGGCUCACCAUGCUGAGCGGCAGACACAAAGAACACGCGGGCAGGAGAGGACAUCCAGGCGGGAGUGCGAUAUAGAUAUCACCAGAGAAGAUGCACGAGGAGGUUCAGCUUGGGGCGUCUUACAUCGUAAGGCUGCUCAAUCGUCACCAAAAACUGGACAGCAAGCAAGUGGAAAAGUUUACGGAGACUUUGACAUCCAUCCUGUGCGACAAAUUCGAAGGGCAUUGGUACCCGGACAGCCCGCAGAAGGGACAGGCCUACAGGUGUGUAAGGAUCGAGAAAAACCUCUUUUUGGAUGACUCUGUAUUACAGGCCUGUGUCAGGAGUGGCCUGCGCUGCUCACAGCUUGCUCUGCCCAAACACAUGUCCAUCUGGAUUGACCCCAAAGAGGUCAGCUGUAGGCUUGGAGAGAGCUGCAGCCCCUUUAUUGUGAAGGCUUUUGAGCCCGAAAAACCCAAGAAGGAUCAAAGCUUAGACAAAUCGGACCUGGAGACCUCAGACUAUCACUCUGAUGGCUCAGACACCACGGGAUCGCCAUCGGAGUGCUCCAGCGAGGAUGAGGAAAGUGUGAUCAGCAAGGACAAGAAGACCACCCCAGGGAUAGACACCCAAAAACUUGGUGCCCAAUAUUACUACAGCCCAGCUCCAGCGUCCACAGUCUACUACCAAUAUCCCAGAAAUCCUUUGAGCUUCAUUCCAACCUACCAGCCCAUGACGGUCUACUACUUGGUCCCGAAGUACUAUCACAACAUGAGGACUAAGGGCGGAUAUCGUAAAUGGAAGACCAAGAAGUCCCCACCUCCCGCCAAAAGCUAAACUGUGAUUUGUACGGACCCUUGCGAUUCAACCGCUAGAAGACCUCAACUAUUCACCUCUUGGAAGAUGAUUUGGAGCCAAUGGAGAUCAUCUCACCAGUUGACCUUCUCGAAAGCUGAACCUGUUUUUGAAGGUCCAAACCUGAUUUUUUUUUGUGCAAAACUCCAGAAAGAAACUACUGAGACAUUUUUUUUGAUUAAUUUAUUAACACAAAGUCUCCGCUCAGGAGCAUGGCUGAUAACGCACUGGAAGUGAUUUAGGAUGCCAUAGUACAUAGCUAAACACCAUAAGAGGUAUUCCUAUACGGGUGAUAGACACCUCACCUGAUAUUUGGUGGUGAUGAGGAAGUGGGAGCACCGAGAUAUAAUAUCUAAGACAAGCACAGUCAUGUUCAGGGGCAGACUGACCAUUGGGACUCUCGUGCAAUGCCCGAGGGCCCCAUGCCACUAGGGGGCCCCAUCGGGGUU